This is a messenger RNA of Epinephelus moara (kelp grouper), 3319 nucleotides long. It is a transcript of the gene gramd1c, whose product is annotated as GRAM domain containing 1c. The transcript has 18 exons. Gene Ontology annotation, molecular function: sterol binding; sterol transfer activity. Gene Ontology annotation, cellular component: plasma membrane; endoplasmic reticulum-plasma membrane contact site; endoplasmic reticulum membrane. The record is from RefSeq and is a predicted model, not a curated record. Bases 172 to 2139 code for a protein of 655 amino acids. Gene Ontology annotation, biological process: intracellular sterol transport. Lineage: Eukaryota; Metazoa; Chordata; Actinopteri; Perciformes; Serranidae.
GCGCAGAGCCUCAGAGCUGUUAAGGGACAAACUAACCGGCGUUAACUUGGCUUUUUCAACUCUGUCGCAGUGACAACAGAGCCGAAACCCUGGGUCCACUCCGUGCCAGGAGGGUUAAAGAAGUUUCACAGAAGCACAUCUCUUUAUUUGAGCAGCGCAGCAGCAGAGCAGAUGGACCAGGUAUCCAACCGGUCAGGAGUGGGCACUGAUGAUGUUUCAGAUGAGUUUACAUGGAGCUCUGAUGAAGAACAGAACUCUGACCCUCAGGGACAGUGUCUCGCUGCGCCACAGACUCCUCUGCCGACCUACAAACAGAGGUUUGAUGAAUUUAAGAAGUUGUUCAAAGAACUGCCGGAGUCAGAGAAGCUCAUAGUGGACUACCCAUGUGCCCUUCAGCGGGACAUCCUCCUUCAGGGACGCCUCUACCUCGCAGAGAACUGGCUCUGCUUCUACAGCAAUGUGUUUCGGGGUACAAAGAUCACACUGACUCUUAAAGACAUUGUGACUGUGACCAGAGAGAAAACAGCUCGGCUGAUUCCCAACGCCAUCCAGAUCUGCACGAGCACAGAGAAGUUCUUCUUCACGUCCUUCUCGGCAAGAGAGAAGAGUUACCUGGGUGUUUUCCGCAUGUGGCAAAACACGCUGCUGAACAAGCCUCUGACCAGCUUGGAGUUGUGGCAGAUGGUUAAACAGCAUUAUGGGUAUGACCUGGGCCUGAGCCAUGAAGAGAUGGAGAGUUUACAGCUAUCAGCAGAAUCAAGCACGCCGACCAGCCUGACAGUGAGGCCUGGUGGUGAUGAUGGUGGUAUAGGGAGGCUCGAGCGCCCUCCUUCCCUUCGCCUCAAUGGGAUGGAGCAUGUGCCUUUAGAGGCUUCCACUCCUCAAGGGGAGGACUUGCCUUCCCCCAUCGGCUCACAGAGCCCUCCCACUGCGCAGGAUGACUCUCGCAGCACCCCGUCUCAGAGGCGCAGCCCAGUUCCUUCGCUGGACCGCCUCGCUCCAGAACGGAUGUCCAAGUGCUCCUCGCUCUCUCUUGACCUCAACGCCAACGAGAAUGACGCGUCUGAGCAGAGCGGUUCAGAAAGCAUCGAGGAUGUGGAGGAGCGGGUGGGUUUGUCCCAGGUGCAGGGUCGACUUUAUCUAAACAAGGUGUUCCACAUCAGCGCCAGCAAGAUGUUUGAGCUGCUUUUCACCGACUCCAGCUUCAUCCGCAGGUUCAUGAACAUCAGGAAGACGACCAAUGCCAGCUCUACUGCUUGGCAAAAAGACGCCUUGGGAAACAUGAAGAGGAGUCUGAACUACACAAUAACCAUCAGCAACCCUCUGAUUGGCAAGUUCUCCACCGCAACAGACAACCAGACGCUGUACAAAGAAUCCAGGGAUGGUCAGUAUUACCACGUAGAGUCCGAGGUUUACACUCAUGACGUUCCCUAUCACGACUACUUCUACACGCAAAACCGGUACUACAUCAUAAGAAACUCGAAGCGGAAGUGUCGACUAAGGGUCUACACUGACGUGAAAUACAAGAAGCAGCCGUGGGGCCUGAUCAAGUCCUUCAUCACCAAAAACUCCUGGAGCGGCAUAGAAGAUUACUUCAGACAGCUCGAGAUGGAACUGCUGGAGGAGGAAGCAGAGAUGAAUCAAGGAGGUGGGGACUCUGGGAAGUCGGGUGGGCUUCGGAGGAGGAGGCGGACUUACAGCCGGACUCUGCCAGAGCACAUGAAGCCCAACAAGCAGUACGGGCAAGACCCUGAACAGCACAGAGAUGGCAACAUGGGCCCCAUAGAAAUGAACGGACCGCACAGAUGGAACACCACGACGAUAGUGGCUGGAAUGAGUGUGAUUCUGCUGAUUCUGACGGUGAUGAAUCUGGGUCUGUUUUUCAAGUUGUGGGCCAUGGAGGAUGUGGCCCACCGCAUGUACCUGAGCACAAAGCAUCGACUGAGGGAGAGGAGUGAGGCCAGCUUGGCCUCGGAAUAUGGGCCCAGACAGGGACCAGGGUUCAGGAGCCCAGAGGAUGCACAGCUGCUAAAAACUGUACUACAGGACUCCAUCAACCUUUUAGAACAGCUCCGCAGCUCCCUGCUGGUGCUGCAGCAGAACUUUGCGUUGGCCAAUCGCACAGCAGCACCACAGUGAUGCUUCACACUGGAGACUACACAGUGCCUGUCUCCAGCCCCGGAGGGGGGGGGGGGACAGGACUGCAGCAGUGAGCUGCCUCUGAGGAAAUCUCUGGUAUCCAGUGGCAUUGCCAUGUAGACGCGUCCCCAGACCCCUGACAUGCCGUGUGUUGCCAGGGGUUACACAUCCCAAAGCCUGUGGCGGGGCAUCAGGUGCCAGGAUGUUUUUAAACCUGCUGCGGGGACAGAGUUACAUCAGUCGGCUGCACACGGAGCAGCAGGUUUAGAUUUCUUUAGGGUGCUAUUGUCAGCUCCCUUGGCUGGCUUCUUUUUCACUCUUUACUUAAAUAGCAGCAUUGGAUUUUAGAAAACUCUUUACCUAUGUGUCGUCUUAUGUUCUUAUGAGCCUUGUGCCGCACCAGAUGAACUUUUGGAAAUACUUUUAUUUGCGUUUUAUUUCAGGGAAGUGAAUCAGUUAUUUAAAAGAACAAUUUUCUCUCUUUACAGUUUUGCACAUAUUUUAAUUUUUGCACAAGUGCCUUGUAGAUUUGGCCUGUUUAAAUAUAUUUUGGGAUUUUUAUUUUUUCCAAUAAAAUUGAAAGGAUCAGAGACUCUCUUUUGUAAUCAUAGUAAUUCAUCCUUUUUUGUGUAUGUAAACUGCGACAUUAAAUUUACAAAUUGCAAAUAAAAAAUAUAUGUAUAUAUUUUAUAAUACUGUAUAUGAGCCAAAUCUGGUGUACAGAUAUACUGCUGAUGGUGUGCCUUUCUUCAGACGACAUAUUUAAUAUACUUGAUUAAUUUUCUUCACUCACCUGUUCAUGUGUAAUCACAGUUUUAUGUGCUUUCUUUUUCUACACUGAACCAAGUAAAUAACUGGGUGUAAGGUCAGUGAGACUAUCUCAGGUUAUUGUAGUACUAUGUUGUCACACUGUCAACACUAGAUGCACGUUUGUUCUGUGAUUUCCAAAUUUACAUGAACACUAGUCUUUAUUUUCCCAAUUGUUGGUGACACGCCGCUUCAGUUGCCUUGAGCCUUGUUAGAUGUUUACAGUGUUGCCAUCACUCGUGUCUGUGCAUCUUUUUGUUCAUCUAUUCUUACUUAAAAACACUUCUGCAAGCAAUCCCUUGUUUAAAAUCGGUUCCUGUUUUGUACAUUUUUAGCAUAUUGUAAUUUUAAUAAACAAGAUUUCUUGCCAGAA